Porites lobata is the source of this 4384-nucleotide messenger RNA. The record is from the annotation of a GenBank genome assembly. NCBI's taxonomy places the organism in Eukaryota, Metazoa, Cnidaria, Anthozoa, Scleractinia, Poritidae.
AUGACUGAGUCCGAUUCAGAGCCAUUUGAUCAAGAAGCUGAAGAAAAAGCCGUUCUUGCCAAUUGGCAAAAGAAGGCGCUUUCCUCGAAGGCGGCCAAGAAGCAAAUCACCAACAGUCUUUCCCGCCAAAACCGAGAAGAGUCAAGAUCUGAGGAGAAGAGAAAACCUAAGGCGAAGAAAGACAAGGAAAACGAAGACAAAGGCUUAAGUAAUGCAGCCCAAAAGAAAGCGAGAUCUGAAAUUGCAGAGAACCAGUCUAUUAACAUUGGCAAGACGGUUUCCCUUGGCAUGAAGCUUCUCCUACAUGGAGAUGAAACGGACAAACCCGUUGAAUUCAAUCUUUCUGUGGAGCCGGAAACCACAUUCAAGACCUUAAAAAACCUAAUAGCAAAGACGACGCGAAUUCCAUCUGACAAUCAACUUCUGGUUAUUAAAGGACAAGAAUGGAAAAUGGACGAACAUGGUCGAAUAUGUGAUGACUGGUCAACUGAUGACCUGGUGGCCAUAUUUGAAGUACUUGAGCCCUCAAAAGGUAAGUAACUGUAUAUUAAACAAUAAUAAAAACACAACGAACUGAAAUGAAUUUUGUUUCUGUUCUUGUUUUGUUUUGCGUGACUGACCAAGCCGGCUGAGUCUUAAAGACACUUACUCUACCAUUUGUAUUCUUCAUUGUCAGCAGCAAACAUGUCUAUAUACAAAAGCUGAUAACUUGCCGUACGUAAAUGUUUCAUGCCUACAGGUGGAAUCAGGUCUAUUCAUUGGACGAACUUUGCAAAGUAAAACGCGAAUAAAUGUCAUUUGUUACAAAUACUGUUGCAAUUCUAUAAGACAUGAUUAAUUGAAUUGUUUUUACUUGUUUUUUCAGAGUUCAGUAAGACCACCGUCCCUGAUACCCUGGAUAGCGAAUUUCCAGCUAAAGUCGAAGUUGAUGUUAACAACGACUUUCAGCCAAGCGAUCAGUCAAGCCUGUAAAAAGGGGGUAAGUUAAUUUAACUUAACUCCUUGCCUAAAGUGUAAAUAAUUAUUUUCAGAAAAUUUGAUACCUGAUAUUAAUUCCAUAUUUUAGUCUAAAAUUGCCUUUUUUUACUUUUUUUCUCGUGACAAACUUGUAUAUCAUGGCAGUUGGCACAUCAAUACCAGUGAUUCACAAGAUUUUUAUACCGUCCACAAACGACAGACAUUUAUUAGAGUUGCCAAGGAAAUUCAUGUGCGGGAAAACUAGCUUAAGUUAUUUCGCUGCAUUAAAAACAUACGUGAAAUUUCAGUUUUUGUACUUACCUUUGAUUGUCGUCAUUCUACGCUUGUCAGAAAUUCAGAUUUUCCAAAAUACAUAGGCAUAUGAUUGCCUUUCUUGAGCGUUCCCAUGCGGCAGAAGUGAGUCUGUCGCACUUCACUUCAGUCUAAUGACAUGACAAUGCGAACAAAUGUACCAUAUUGUCACAAAUAUGUUGACAGAAUACACUGACAUUAUCACACACGAGAUUUUUACGCUUUCAAACUACAAAUAAUUGACAAGAGUUGUUCCCAAAAAAUAAUUAGAAGGAGGCUGUGCUAUAAACGUCGACUGCAAGAUCACAACUAGUAACAGGGCUAGUAACUGUUUAAUUUGAAGACAUUUUCAUCACAGUAAAACUAUUAAGUUCAAGGAACUGUCACAAAGUGAACCGUGACAACUGAUAGGAUGUUUUGUUUUCUUAAUUGAUAUCAUCAAAAUAAUACUAAAUGUCAGUCACUUUAUAAAAGAUCACGCUAUCUCAACCAAGUUGUUGUGCCGAAAAAAAAAAAGAGUGAGUGAGUUGCGAAAACUGUGACUUAAGUGUUUUGUGAAUAAAGCUACAUCAAGUGAAUUGUCGUGGAUUUCUAUGAAUACGGGCGCGAUUCGCGACACACUGUUCUGGAAUUUGCCCGCAAUGAACUCAAAGCAUGAAUGACCAUAUUUUUCCCCCAUACACCGUAUUCACAAAUGGCGGACACGCGGGAAAAAACUGGUGCCUAGUCAUGAAAGCGAGGCGUUGGAGGGUAAACAAAAAAUUGCAAAUGAAGACUUUCAGUGAACUUGCAGAGUGUUUAGCACGGAUUCCACCUAAAAUAACUUUGUACGGACUUCUUUUUAAAUACAAUUACGUGGGAUGUCUCCUGCUUUUAAUGUUUAGUAUUGAUUUGCUGUUUGCAAUCAAAAGGGACGCGUAUAUCUUCAAGGAAACAAAAUGAUUUUGUAGGUUUCCGAAGCAUUAGAAGCUCGACAAGUCGGCGAUGGCUGGAGAAAAGCGGCAAACAUGUUGGCCCAAACUUCACAAACCGAGUUCGAAAGCCAGCUCACUGAAAUUCGGUAAAAUAAAAAUAUAAACAAUGCAAAUCUUGGUGGCAAGAAAAAAAGAAAUAAGCGAUGGAUAUAUGGCCUACUUGUUAACGCAAGAGACGUGUGCCAUUGAACAAAACAGUUCAAAUCGAGAUGGAAAAAAGGAAGACAGGAAAGAAGCGGUGACUGAGGUUUCGAUGAAGUUAUGUUUGGUUUUUGUCUGCCAGGACGUUAUUCUCUGUUUUUUAUCGAUGACGGACAUCAAUUAGAACUAUCUUUUUGGUAUAAAUGCAGGAGCGAUCGAGUGGAGUACGCUCAGAAUUUCAACUUGUUACUCGGCAGACUCGGUAAGCCGGCCACAUUUCAUUUCAGCGAGUAAUUUUCCUAUUUCUUAUCUUUGGCUGUUAAGAGUUUUAACUUCAUGUUCCAUAAUAUUUUAAAAGUGAAGAAUACAUAAAUAAAUAAAAUGAUGGUCUUCUUAAACGGAUCUAGACUCGCAGUUAAUGAUUCGAAACAGAAGCUUGCCGUGUUCAGUCCUGACACAAACAUUGCCUUAAAUGUUUAACCUAGUAAAAUGUGAGCUUUAUACCACUUUUUUACCAAGAGCUCUCCGAGAUAAUGCCGUAAAGGAGACCAGGCAAAUACCAAGCCAUAAGAUUCACACACUAGAGCUUCUAGUUUUGAUAAAAUUAUUUUAUUUCGCAAUGACAAAGAAAUCAAAAGAUUUUAAGUUUGCACUGAAUUUGCUAAGCUCUGCCAACGUACCUCUAACAAUUCACUCCAAAGCGACGGAAUUAAUAUCAUCCAAAGGAAGUUGUAAAUACAGACAUACACAGAUAUGUGUAAAAUGACACUGACAUGAAUGAAUGAGUCUCGUGAAUAAAUCUUUCACCCGCUCUCGACUUGACCUGUUUUGAGUAAUGGCGGAGGUCUCUUCCGUUGACAAGUAGGCCAUAUAUCCGUCGCUUAUUUCUUUUUUUCUUGCCACCAAUAUCUGUUUUUACUUCUGUUUUACAGAAUUGCAGUGAGCUGGCUUUCGUAUUCGGUUUCAGCGUGAAGUUUGGGCCAACAUGUUUGCCGCUUUUCUCCAGCCAUCACCCACUUGUCGAGCUUCUGAGGCUUCGGCAACCUACAAAAUAAUCCUGUUUCCCUGAAGAUAUACGCGUCCCUUUUGAUUGCAAACAGCAAAUCAGUACUAAACAUUAAGAGCAGAAGACGUCCCACGUCAUUGUAUUUAAAAAGACGUCCAUAGAAAGUUAUUUUAGGUGGAAUCCGUGCUAAACACUCUGCAAGUUCACUGAAAGUCUUCAUUUGCAAUUUUUGUUUACCCUCCAACGCCUCGCUUUCAUGACUAGGCACCAGUUUUUUCCCGCGUGUCCGCCAUUUGUGAAUACGGUGUAUUAUUCGUUAGGUUUAGGAACUGGAAAAUUUGACAAUGACCUGGAAGAAAAAGUGGACAAAAUCCUCCACCAAGUGUCUGAGAUGACAGCUAAGCUUCAUAAGCUCACUGAUGCUGUAAGGAAAUUUGAGCAAUGUAAAGCCUGUAAAAAGAGAUACUACAAAGCAGUGGACAAUGCAGACAUCAGUUUUGAGGACCAGCUGUCAAAUGUUGAAUUAUCACCAAGUCCCUCAGUCUCUAUUUCACCAAAAGCUUCUGCCUCAAACAGCCCAGUUUCAUCUUUGACCACUUUAAAACCACAAAAUAGCCUAAACCAAUUGCAAAAGCCGUGUAAUGAGAGAGAGUCCACAAUGCUAAUUGGUUCCCCAAGCCGUGGAGUGUACGCGGCGAAGAAAAACGUGGAACAAAUCUCAAAGAGCAGCCCAAAACGAUUCGCCCUUAAACUUUCCGAACUUGUCUUCAGCAGGGAAGAAGCAAAGCUGGGAAGCGUUGAAGGCAAGGGUGAUAAACUUCUCAAACUGGACCCAAACCGAAUAGCAGCAGUGAGAGAAUGUACAGAGAUGUCGUUCCCUGCCAAUGAAAAUCUCAAGAGGACAGAGAUUAAAAAAUCUAUAGAUGAGAAAAGUAGAAUGGUGAGAAACAACAGGUGUUUUGUGUGGGCAGGGGUUAACACCAGCAAGGAUUAA